AUGACCCGACAGAUGCACGUCUCACUGUUUUUUCUGCUGCUGUUGUUUCUAUUUGUACAGUUGUGCAGCACGAGUGGAAUCCUCGCCGAGGAGCAGUCGACUGAAGUUGUGCAGGAGGUGCCCAAAGAGGGACAGGGCGCAUCAUGGGGGUACACCAUCGUUACGACGAACCGAACGUUUAUCCGCAUAAAUACCUCAACAGAGGACUUGACCGAGGAUAAGUACUGCACUGCGGUCGGAGAAGUGAUCAAAGACUUCAAGGAAGAAGAUGCUCAGUGCCAAGGUCAUUUCGUUCUUUCUGAGAAAAUGAAAAAGACUUUUCUCGACACAAUUCUUCCUGCAGCUAUUAAACUACACGCGGAUCGUCUGCUCGUUGAUCCUGUUGAAGGUCCGUUGAAGGUUCCUGAGUUUGAAGAGGGCAGUGUUUGCAAGAACUUUACUGUUCCUCCCAAACACCGUAAAGAAGGUGUUGAGAAUGCUGACAUGGUGCUCUAUGUUGCAGCGAGACCAGAAAAUGCGUUUGGCGUUCCCUGUGCUUAUGAUGAUAAGUCUGGUCGACCUGUUGCUGGGGCGAUAAAUGUUCAGAUAUAUCCCCUCAAGAUACAGCGAUAUAAUGUGCGUCGUGUCGCGCAUGAGAUUGCACAUGCACUUGGAUUUGACUAUAAGGUGUUUGAGAAAAAUAAUAUGGUGGCUAAGAUUGAAUCUAAUGAUAGAAAGGGGCGUGUGGUGGUGAACUCAAACCAAACGAAGAAGAUGACACAGAAAUAUUAUAACUGCAAUGAACUGGAAGGUUUGGAAUUGGGUUAUGUUGAUAAAGUCCAUACUCCGGCUUGGUCGCACUUGGCCUGGAGAAACACGAAUGAUGAUUUGAUGUCCUUUAUGUACCUUUUUGGUGCCAUGCACUACUCUGCUCUAACAAUGUCUGUGUUUGAUGAUCUACCAUUUUACACGGUUAAUUGGGGCAUGGAGGAGUCUAUGAGUUGGGGCAACCAGAGUGGGUGCGAGUUGUUUAAAAGUGAAUGCAAAGCUGAGGAUGCCACCAAAUAUCCUGGGAGGUUUUGUGACAUUAACAAGGAUAAGAAUGUUUUUUCAUGUACAAGUGAUCGCCUUGGAUUUGGAACGUGUAAGCAACAUGGUGACGAUCGGCACCCCGAAAAUAAACAGAAAUGCUUUGUUUCUGAAUCUGUCAUACAUCCAUAUUAUGAAAAAGGAAAAGAUCACAUGUUUUUACUUUGCAGCGAAAUACCAUUGUUUAAUUUUCCCGGGUCAAUCUUUGGUAAUAAUGAUUCGCUCUGCUUGGAUACAGAAGAGUACAGUGCUGAAGUGUCGGAAAAUGGUGAGAUGGGUUUAACUGGUAUAUGUGCACGGGUCUCUUGUGAUGAGGGUAAAGUGAGGGUGAUGUACGACGGCAUCAGCGGGUGGCAGGACUGCUCGGAGAACACUUCAAUUGAGGUGAAUCACCCGGAUUCAAGCAAUAUCAUCAAAAUCAAAUGCCCCAAGUACAGUGAGGUGUGCACCAUUUUUUCUGAUGGCAGCAGUCUUCUCCCACAGAUUGAACCAAAACGACCGCCAGCACCAGCAACAACGACAACAACAACAACGACAGAAAAUAAUGAAUCCCAUCAAGAACAAGGGGAGACACAUCAUACAGAGAGUGGGCAUACCAACAAUAAUUCCAGCAGCGUGCCCUCACAGAGUGCAGAGAGGACACAGGACACCACCGGCGUCAAUGUGUCUACAAAUGAAAACGUUACUGUUCCGCGGACGACUGAGGGAAAUAUAAACAAGGAUAAUCUUACAUCUCCACGAGUGAAAGAGGAGCUUAAGAUUCGUAUGGGU
This is a messenger RNA of Trypanosoma theileri, 1839 nucleotides long. Its product is annotated as surface protease GP63. Gene Ontology annotation, cellular component: cytoplasm; membrane. Lineage: Eukaryota; Euglenozoa; Kinetoplastea; Trypanosomatida; Trypanosomatidae. The annotation marks the transcript as partial. Gene Ontology annotation, biological process: cell adhesion; proteolysis. The record is from RefSeq and is a predicted model, not a curated record. The transcript has a single exon. Gene Ontology annotation, molecular function: metalloendopeptidase activity.